Messenger RNA from Capsicum annuum, 1315 nucleotides. Its product is annotated as putative cyclin-D6-1. The record is from RefSeq and is a predicted model, not a curated record. The transcript is spliced from 5 exons. Gene Ontology annotation, cellular component: cyclin-dependent protein kinase holoenzyme complex; nucleus; cytoplasm. Lineage: Eukaryota; Viridiplantae; Streptophyta; Magnoliopsida; Solanales; Solanaceae. Gene Ontology annotation, molecular function: cyclin-dependent protein serine/threonine kinase regulator activity. Gene Ontology annotation, biological process: mitotic cell cycle phase transition; regulation of cyclin-dependent protein serine/threonine kinase activity. Bases 171 to 1130 code for a protein of 319 amino acids.
GUCAGUGACUUUAAUAACUCCUCCUCCUCAACCCCAAUAAGCCUUUAAAUUUAUUUCCCUCUUUCAUUUAACAAUGCCCUUCCUAUUCUCUUUCACUUUAUACCUUUUCCUCCUCACUCUCUAACUAAAAAACAAAGGAAACAAGAAGAACUUCAUCAAUAACCAUAUCGAUGGACUUUGACAUUGAAAAUCCAUUGCCAUUUAGCCAUGAUGAUGAAACUCAUGCACACACCAAUAUUUCUCAUCUUUUCAACAUUGAAAUUGAUCACACGCCUUCUAAAAAUUAUCAUCAAAAUCUCGAAAACUCGGAUUUUCACAUCACUAUCCGUGAAGCAACCAUUUCUAUAAUCUUACAAAUUUCUUACCCCUUUGAUCCUUUUCUCUCAUACCUUGCCAUUAAUUAUCUCGAUCGAUUUCUCUGCCUCCAUUCACUAUCAGAAGGGAAGCCAUGGAUGUUGAAGCUGAUUGCUGUUUCUUGUGUUUCAUUAGCAUUAAAGAUGAGGAAAAGAGAGUACUCUGUUAGUGAAAUUCAGCAAGAUGGUGGUGUGAUAUUUGAUAGUGAGACAAUAAAACGAAUGGAGCUUUUGAUUCUCGGGGGCCUAAAAUGGAGAAUGUGUUCAAUCACACCAUUUGCCUUCAUUAAUUUCUUCAUAUCUUUGUUCAAAUUCAAAGAUCUACCGUUACAACAAGCUCUCAAAGCUAGAGCCACUGAGAUUAUAUUAACAGCUCAAAAUGAUGUCAAGAUUUUGCAGUACAAGCCAUCUAUAAUAUCAGCUUCAGCUCUUCUAUCUGCUUCUCAUGAGCUUUUCCCUUUACAAUUCCCAUGCUAUAAAACUGCAAUCCUAAAUUGUUCAUAUGUACAGAAGGCUGAUUUGUUAAGUUGCUAUAAUAUCAUGCAAGAAAUAGCAAAGGAAGGGUAUGAAUCAAUACUAGAGAUGGUGUCAAGCACAUGCACACCAGUCAACGUGCUUGACCUGCAAAUGAGUUGGAGUUCAGAUAACGAGCCAAUUGAAGAACAUACCACCUCUGCCUCUACUCUACUACUUAAUGCUAUUAGCAGCAGCAACAACAACAGGCAAGACAACUUGAUGAAAUGUCGAAAGAUUAUUAUUGAUGAUGACAACAGUUAAUGCAGCUGCACAACAACAACGUUGAUAUUGAUGUUUGAAACAAAAUUAAGCUAUCUAUCUGAACGUUUUUUUUUUCUUUUUUUGAUGAAAACGAAGCAGUAGUGCACGCCCCACUGCAUGAGUUGAAAAGAUACAUCACAAAAAAAAGGUUUAAUAAAAGACAACUAAGUACUAUUUUCUUUUAA